This is a messenger RNA of Cylindrotheca closterium, 633 nucleotides long. The record is from the annotation of a GenBank genome assembly. NCBI's taxonomy places the organism in Eukaryota, Bacillariophyta, Bacillariophyceae, Bacillariales, Bacillariaceae.
AUGUCCAAGUCACCUCUCGCACCGCUUGCUCCGGUGUUUCAAGCCUUGAAUUGGGUUGCCUUUGGAGGAUGGUCCUACGUAUUUCUUCAGCUUUUCAAGGGAUGUGAUGCACAAGACAUGGACCCUUACGUCAAGUAUUUGGAAGGCAUUUGCCUUGUGGAGGUCCUUCGAAUCAUGGUGGGUGAUCUCAAGGGCAAUCUAAAAUUAGGUUUGUUUCUGCAUGCCAUUCGUCUCGGUUCACUCUUUGCUGUCAUUCCAAGACUACCCGAAGGUCACUGGACGCAAGAUUACAUUUAUUUUGCCUAUUCGGUUGCCGAAGUGACACGGUAUCCCAUGUAUUUGUUUCCAUCGUCGAAUUUCAUCCGGCAAAUUCGCAUGGUGGCGCCAUUAUUCACCUUUCCUGUGGGAUGUUAUACAGAAGGACUUGCGGCAUAUAUUGUACUCUUGCAAGAAAAGGAGGAAGGGGCUGAGAAGCAUCCCGUAUGGCUGGUGAUUGUCCUUGCGUUCAUCUUGUUUGUGAAUGGAGUAUUGGGACCAACACAAGCAAUGCCAGCACUAAUCCAAAAGGGGUUCUUUGCUCUUGGCAUUUCUAAACCACCACCACCAAAACAAAAGGAGGUGAAGAGAAUUUAG